AUGCGAGCAGAAAAAAUCUCAAAGCUAAAAACUGGACUGGUAGCUCAGCAGACUACAUUUGUACGGCAAACUCAGCUGAACCAAGCAUCAGUUCGGGCCAGCUUCCGUGUUGCUCAGCUGAUAGCAAGCUGUGGUAAACCUUUCACUGAAGGAGAGUUUGUCAAGAAAUGUUUGAAUGUUGUCGUGGAGGAGGUCUGUCCCGAGAAGAAAGAUGUCUUUAAUGCCGUGAGUCUGUCGGCAAGUACAAUUACCAGACGCGUUGAAGAAAUUGGGGGUAAUGUGUAUGCCCAGCUGCAGCAGAAGACUAAAGAUUUUGACUUUUUUUCAUUAGCACUGGAUGAGAGCACGGACGUGCAGGACACCGCGGAGCUUCUUAUUUUUAUUCGUGGAGUUACCACAAACUUUGAGAUGUGCGAGGAGCUGGCAGCUCUACAAAGCCUGAAAGGCACUACGACUGGGGAGGAUAUUUUCGACAAAGUAUGUCAAACCAUGCAACAGUUGGAUCUGGACUGGGCAAAGCUUGCCAGCAUCACGACUGACGGGGCCCCUAGUAUGGUGGGCGCGUCUCGGGGUUUAAUAGGACGCAUGAACCGUGAGAUGGAAGAACGGGGUCUCACCGCCCCGCUACAAGUCCACUGCCUGAUUCACCAGCAAGCACUGUGCUGCAAAGUUCUGAAGUGGGAAUCUGUCAUGAAUGUGGUUGUGUCUUGCAUAAACUUCAUCAGAGCAAACGGACUAAAACACAGGCAGUUCCAACAAUUUCUGUCUGAACUAAAGUCUGCGUACGGAGAUGUGCUGUACUACACAGAGAUCCGAUGGUUGAGCCACGGCAAAGUUUUGAGGCGCUUUUACGAGCUGCUACCUGAAAUCAACGCCUUUCUUAAGUCAAAAGGCAAAACUGUCCCAGAGCUGAUCGACACAGAAUGGAAAUGGGACCUCGCCUUUUUAACAGAUGUGACAGAAAUGCUGAACGGCCUUAACUUGCAGCUACAAGGGAAGGGGAAACUCAUUUGCGACAUGUAUUCCCACAUAAAAGCAUUUGAGGUGAAACUAGCGCUGCUUGUUGGACAAGUGCAAAAACAAGACUUCACCCAUCUCCCUGCUACUCGAAGCCUCUCAGCUGAGAAACCAGCGGUCCCGUUCCCAGGUGAAAAGUGUGUGGAAGCACUGGAAAUGCUGAAGGCGGAGUUCGGUGUACGAUUCCGUGAACUACAUGUUCAUGCAAAAGAAAUCCGUCUUUUUCAGAACCCUUUUGUUGCCGACAUCGAUGAAGCCCAGCCUUCUUAUCAGUUUGAGCUGGCCGAGUUACAGAACUGUGAUGUUCUGAAAGACGCAUUCAAGCCCAACAGUCUCAUUGACUUCUAUGCCGCCCUCCCAAACGAGACCUACCCCAACAUAAGAAAGCACGCAAUGAAGAUGUCCACA
Morone saxatilis (striped sea-bass) is the source of this 1425-nucleotide messenger RNA. RefSeq names its product general transcription factor II-I repeat domain-containing protein 2. The record is from RefSeq and is a predicted model, not a curated record. The transcript has a single exon. The annotation marks the transcript as partial. NCBI's taxonomy places the organism in Eukaryota, Metazoa, Chordata, Actinopteri, Moronidae.